UCUCCUCCUCCUGCACCCCCGGCCCACGCCGACUCUCGCGAGAGCCCAAGAAACUAUAAAGGCAGCGCCCCACGCAAGCUCCGCAAAUUCUUUUCCUGGCUGAUCUUGGUGCCUUCUGUUUUGCAACUGCUGAUAACAAGAUGUCUUCAGGAGCUGCUAAAAUUGGGCACCCUGCCCCCAACUUCAAAGCUACAGCCGUUAUGCCAGAUGGUCAGUUCAAAGAUAUCAGCUUGUCUGACUACAAAGGAAAAUAUAUUGUGUUCUUUUUUUAUCCUCUUGACUUCACCUUUGUGUGCCCUACGGAGAUCAUUGCUUUUAGUGACAGGGCAGAAGAAUUUAAGAAACUCAACUGCCAAGUGAUUGGUGCUUCCGUGGAUUCUCACUUCUGUCAUCUGGCUUGGAUCAACACACCCAAGAAACAAGGAGGGCUGGGACCCAUGAAUAUUCCUUUGGUAUCAGACCCCAAACGCACCAUUGCUCAGGACUAUGGGGUCCUAAAGGCAGAUGAAGGCAUCUCAUUCAGGGGCCUCUUCAUCAUUGAUGAUAAAGGGAUCCUCCGGCAGAUCACUGUAAAUGACCUCCCCGUCGGCCGCUCUGUGGAUGAAACUCUAAGACUAGUUCAGGCCUUCCAGUUCACUGACAAACAUGGAGAAGUGUGCCCAGCUGGCUGGAAGCCUGGCAGUGAUACCAUCAAGCCUGACGUCCAGAAAAGCAAAGAGUAUUUCUCCAAGCAGAAAUAAGCAUGGGGCCAUUUUAGUGCUGGGCUGCAGUGGGCACCCUUGAGAACAAAAGCCUCUUUUGUACUUCUCUUCAUGCAUAAAACACAAAGCCUUAUACUUGGCUGAGACCUGAUAUGUGAUAGAUAUAGACCUUUCCUGCAGGGGUGGGAGAGGCCAGCCUUUCUUCACCCUGGUGGAAAUGGCCUGAGCUGUGCUGUGGGACAGGCCAGCUAAUGUGUUUCGUGUACCAGUAGUGGAGCAUGAGCCCAUUGAUCUUUUGUAGUUUCUAUUAAAUUUGAACCAAGA
Molecule: messenger RNA, 1025 nt
Organism: Loxodonta africana (African savanna elephant)
Lineage: Eukaryota; Metazoa; Chordata; Mammalia; Proboscidea; Elephantidae
Gene: PRDX1
Product: peroxiredoxin 1
Exons: 6
Coding region: 141-740 (199 amino acids)
Biological process (GO): removal of superoxide radicals; leukocyte activation; response to oxidative stress
Cellular component (GO): cytosol
Molecular function (GO): thioredoxin peroxidase activity
Source: RefSeq, a predicted model, not a curated record